CUGUACCAGUUUAGGUCCGGGUUGACCAUCGCCUCGAAGUGUACGACAGUUUUAGAGUUCCUGCUUCCGGUUUUACGUACCAGGAGCGGUGUGUGACACAUUUUUGUAAAAAUGUAAUUUAUGAUCACCCGGUCGGACGGACGUGAAGUGAACGGUACCGGAAAAAUGGAAACAUUGCAUCGUUUCGGACUCGGAUCUUUCCACCAACAAAAAGUAGACGCGUGUACACGUCUCGGACCGAAGGUCAUGGAGGUGUUGCUGGGAAAAUUAAACACGCCACGGUCAUUCCUUCACACAGCUGCCCUCACUUUCGAGCCGAGCGAGAGUACGAACGCUCGGUACGUGGCUGGGUGACUAGGGCAUAUAAACUAAUCAAUUAUAACACCGGAGCGGUUCGCUUCCGGAGCGUAAAUUGCACUCAAGUUCAAGCGCACGCCUCGACCGCCCGCCGAUUGCAAUCGGCUGCGCGUGAUGAAGCGAAGAGCAUCAAACUGAGCCGGUUGGAAAAUAAUACGCCACGAUAAGGGAUCGAAAAGCUCCAAGGGCAGCGAAUUGGAACGGGCUGGGCCAAGGUAGGCAGGUGAGCAGAGAACGGAAAAAAGUACACAAAUUUGCAUUGAAGCACGGUGACGCCUACUACCAGCGUAAGGACCGGUUCAUUAAUUCCUGGACGUUCCAUUAAUUCCGUUCACAUUCGACUAAGUCGACGCUCAUCGAUCGAUCGAACGAUUGGUGACCGUCGGAAAGUGCGUCACUGUACGUCAGUGUUAAGGAAAGCUUCCACGCCAGCCAUGUGGUGUGUUCCGGUAAACACUCUCGGACGCACGGGUGUGAGAAUCGCGGUGCCUCGUGGGGACACACAUAUCGGGAGGUUAUAUCAUCGGGGCAGGUUGUUGUUGCUGGAUGGUUAACGCGGUCGGUGUAGCGAUGUAGCAACCUGCAUCAUUUUGGUGUGACGGGGGGUUGUUGCCAUUUUUGAAGCUGGUGUAAGAUAGUGUCACGAUGGGUAUCGGCGGAAGGAGUAAACCUAAGAAGAGCCAAAAAUUACACAUGCUCUACCAGAGGGGCGACUUUUUAUGUUACAGAUAGGAAGUCUAUGACAGUUUAAAAAAGGAAAUACCCUUUAAUGGAGCUCUUUAGUAUCAAUACACAUUAGGAGUUCUUCUCUGCACUUCUUGGCUCUUUAAGAGUGUGUAAAGGGUCAGGUGGAGCUUCACAGCUGUUUAAGAAAUUUAGUCGAAGUUUUGCUAUUUCCUUAGGCUGUUUAAUACGAUAGAAAUCGUACCAGAAUUGAUUGCCGAUAGUAUAACCUAGUUGUAGCAAGAAGCUAAAUCUCCAACAAGGCCCAAUAAGUACUCAAGGAAUUGAAUAAAUAUUUUCAAAGUCUAGUUGCUAAUAAUUAAAUAGCAAGCAGUGUAUUUUAUAUUUUUGAUGACCGAACUCAUAUUAAUCUGAUCAGUUUAAAGCAUUUCAAAAUUCAUUCUAUUUAGUUAGAAGCUUUAAAAUUUCCUUUAUUUUCUCAAGCAUCACUCUUUUUCUGCCCCAAAUGAUGAAGAAAAUACCUACAGAUACCAUGUACUUCCUGAGCAAAUCAACGCACCGUGAAAGCUUAAUUGAUCGCUUAACAAUCCACUGCGAUGGAUGUUGGAUGUGCAUCGAUUAUUAUUAGUUCAUACCAUCCACUCACACCGUUCAUUAAACGCAUCAGUUAGUGCAUCGUGUUAAAGUCCAAUUAAUUUUCGCCCGUAAAUAGAACAACGAUCUAAAACGAUACUCAGAGUCGCUAGUUUUUUUUUUUUUGAAGUUAAGCCUACAGUGAUGCAAUUAAGUGUGUGUGAAGUAAUAAGCACAAUAUGCCCUCAUAUCUCUGUUUAAUAAAUAAUAUAAAAGGUUAAUAUUUUACUAUUUUAAGCCCUUAAAGCAUGGAAAAGAAGCAACAGAAUGAAAAGUAACAAACAGCAUGCCACACCAACACGGUAAGGAUAGUUUUGCAAGCUGCAGCAUAAGUCUCCCAUUCCACAUAUUAUGCUUCACGACGUUACGCGAUUACGUAGCCAUCUCAGGUGGUGGAGCGCACACACUCACACAGAUAUCUGGGGGUCAAUUUAAGACCUCCCCCCCCCCCUCCAUUCAGCCUCCCAUACACCCUGUAACACCAUCCUCCCAUGAGAAAAAAACCCGGCUGACUGGUUGCAUUUUACCCAGCUGAUAAGUCGCUUUUACUUUCGAUCAUUUCUCGUUCGCGCUCGAUCUUAGCGGCGAGCGAGAUGAACACGAUCGUCUCGGUCCUCGCGACCGUCGUAACGGUGGAGGUUACAGUUACAGUCGUCACUCGUAAAAUAUGCCCGCAGUGGGACAGGAUCAGAGACCGAAGCGCACAGACCCGACCAAUCGAGCGCGCGAACGCGUUGACCAGUUUCAGUUGCUACAGCACCACGGCACGUCGUCGACCGUUACCGUUAUUGUCCGUGAACAGCAGUCGGCGGUGGUAGCAGACCAGCUCACUGAGAAGUAGCAAAACAAGAAAUAAAACAGGAAGGCAUUUUCGAUAAAGAAGUUUUAAAACGCGUACCCCUAGAAGAAAGUUAGAAGCAAAGGUGCCCGUCAACCAAACCUCUUGUAGCUAUGAGGCUAUACUUUAAACUUUAGACAACCCGUAGCUCGUGACGUUUAAUUUUGGUAUGCAAAUGAAGUUUGGCCCGGCCUUUCUUCGGUUCCAUUUUAAUUCCUGCGGCUCGUUGGUGUGCAGUGCGUGCGUGCGAGUGCGAUAAGCCAUUCCAGCUGUUGUGGAACGAACGUCGUCGUGGUUCGUGAUAGCGGAAAUGUGUAAUUGACGCUCGGUGUCGGAGUAGACUUGAGCACCGGUGUCGGAUUAGGUCAGCAGCCGCUACCACCAGCAGCGACACUGCUCCAAGCACUCCCCAUUCUACGUUAAUCGGAUCGUCUAGUGAAAGCAAUAGAAAAAAAGCCACACAAUGGUACUAUCGGUGCUGAUGGUGCAGACGUUGACCACGCUGCUGGAACCACCGCCAGCGAUCGGUGGCACCAAAGGUCUCCCGUCGACGGGUCAACCACAUCAACCGCAGGCCAACAUAGCGGUGUUUAUGUUUCUGUUUAUGUUGUGUGCGGCUGAGGUCGUGUUUAUCAAGCUGCUCACCCUAACGUCCUUCGGGCGUGGUGAUGUACUGACCACUGCUGCAACGGCUUCUACCAACGCUACCAGCACGACUGCAACCCAGACCAGUACGAUCAGCGAUCAAUCACCGGACAACCUGGUGCAGGAUGCCACAUCUUCAACCAAUCAAGAGUAGAAGCCAAUGGGAAGGGUUGCCGUUUUCGCUCGUACCCAAAAGAAAACAGUGUUGAACCUUCGAAGAAGCUGUCCUUGCGCGGGGCGAAUGGGUCGGAGUGAAAUUUGGUGCCCGAAAGUGUGAAACUUUACCCAAUUUUUCACCACCGUUGGCGUGUGUGUGUGGCGAAGCAUAGCGCGAAAUGUGAUGGACACCGUGUGAAGGACGUGUGUGUCGAAAGCAAGCAAUUAUAACGAUUAAUUGUUAUACAAGAGUGACGAAAACGGAAUGGUGUGUGAUGAUAGUUUUUGGUAUUUAUUUGUUAACUUUAUCUGCUUAUGUAGUCAGGCCGUUUGAAAAUUUUCAACUAAAAAUUGAUUUAAAUUAAUUCUUAAUCGAAAUAAAAUUGUGAUGGAAAAGAAAAAAAAAACGGAAUAAAUUAAAACUCGAACCUAUCUUACUCAUACGGCACACACUGUGAUUGUGUUAUCAGACGGCACAGCAAGCCAGUAGCUCGGGCUCGCUCGUGCAUUCGUGAAAGCGGACAAUAGCGACGUGCAUUGCCGGUUGGUUUAUUUCAUUUAAGAAUAUUGUCUGGCAUUGAGCAUGUAGCGUUUAGUUGGCGGAUAGGAGAAAGAAUUGAAGCGGUUGCCUUCACCGUCAUCUGCAUCAGCAUCAUCGCCACAAUGGGUCGUUUAAUUUAUCCAGAGGUAAAUGUACAAAGCGGCAAGAGGUCGCUGGGGGAAGGCUCUACUUUCGUUAUGCAACGAUGUGCGAGUAGGUGUUAUGCAUCUGAUGCUUAUGCAAAUAUGCUAUCGCUUUGUGAUCGUGAUCGAUGAUAUCGAGCUUGUAUAAAAAGGUGUUGUAAAUAAUGCAAAUAAAAAAAAUCAAAUGUAAGGAGAUUAGUUGUUAAACAAAGCUCCUAUAGUUGAUAAUGAAAGGUUUGUUACCGAGACAAUUGUGCUGUGAGAGUGAGAGCGAGAGAAUGGUGAAAACGGAACCCAUCGAAACGCUUGAGAUAGAGAGAACGAAUGAGUAGGGUUGUUGGAAAAUGCCUUGGAGACGAUAAAACCUUGAAGUGUUUUUUGUUUCGAACAAAUGUAGGUGUACUCUACAUGAAAAGCUCAUCGAAAUACAAAUGUCAGACGUGAAUAAAAUCAAUUGCAUCAGUUUUGUCCCAAACAGUGACAAAUACUGAUGCAUUAGUACGAUAAGACGUGAUGUUUAGCCUAAAAGCUUAACAAAAAAUAAAGUUUUUCUACAAAUAAUUACUUGUGUUAUCGUGUGGAGUGUUGGAGGAAAAGAAAAAGGUUGCAUAAAAAGGUAAGCGUUCGUGUGUGAACUCAACCAAUAACCUCAACUCGUUUGCAUUUUGUCGUUUCGUCGGGGGAGAAGAAAUAAUUAAUCAGACGAAUUAGUAUGCAGCUGCAGGUGUUACAAAAAAAAGCGGAAAAGACUGACAAAUUGGAAAUUUCUUUAUUUGCCUAUCAUCAUGAUCAACCGUUUAGUCAAUCUAUUCUGAUCGUUCCCCAUUAAUAAAUGCUAAGCUUUUCAUACGCUUUCUCCCAAUUAGAAAUAGCUUGCAAUAGAGCCAUCACCAUAUUUUGGUUUUCCCUCUCUGCUUUCCCUACUCA
Anopheles stephensi (Asian malaria mosquito) is the source of this 4924-nucleotide messenger RNA. RefSeq lists its product as uncharacterized. The transcript has 2 exons. Bases 2976 to 3311 code for a protein of 111 amino acids. Lineage: Eukaryota; Metazoa; Arthropoda; Insecta; Diptera; Culicidae. The record is from RefSeq and is a predicted model, not a curated record.